CGUGUUCAUGGUUGAAAAGUAUUCAUCCACCGCGUUCACACGGAUUGUUAGCGAAGCCAAGAAAUUUGGCAGAGAAGAGGCGUGUGAAAAGAUUGCCGAAAUCAUUAGUGCUACGGUUAAAACCACCGCCUCUAAACCUCUAUAUAAGUAAGGCCCUCUCUUCCUUUCAUCUCCAUCAACCAGAGAACUAUUCCUCUGUCAAGAUUGAAACGGAGUUGGGGGAUAGACUAAACAGAGGAUGAAAAUGGGAAUGGCUCACGAGGGAAGGCAUCAUCACGGUCGACAACAACAUCAUGGCAUGGGUAACAGAGGCCGACAUGGGCAUCAUGGCGGCCAUGGUCGCCAAGUGGGAGAACUUCUCUGCGGGAAUGGUUUUGGAGGAGAAAGGGGUCAUGGACAUGGGCCUCAUCUGAGGGGUGUGUUAGGACAUGGGGGUCAUGGUCAUGGUCAUGGUCAUGGUCAUGGUCAUGGUCAUGGACACGGACAUGGGCAUCAUCUGAGGGGUCUUUUAGUCCAUGGGGGACAUGGACAUAGACACGGACGCGGGCAUCAUCUGAGGGGUCUUUUAGGACAUGGGCAUGGACCUGCCAUACAUGGUCACCAUGGUCAUCGCCAUGGUCACGGUCAUGGUCACAAAGGGAGGCACCAUGCGCAUGGCGGAUGCGGGAGGCGUCAUCCUAGUAUGGUGCAACCAGAACAGGAGCAGGAAGUCGCGGCUGCGCCCCCCACUCCGAUAACCGAGCAACUCGGCACUCUUGCUGUGACUGCAGAUUAGAGAGGACGCUUGAAAUUGGGGCUUGAACAAUAACGACGCCGUGUCAGGAAUAUUGUGUCUUGGGGAUUUCUAUUUAUUGGAUCCUACCAGUUUUAUCUUUUUGGGUAAUUUCGUUGGAUGAUCAGCAGUGGCUGAUGUGUUGCAGAGGUUAAAGAAAGUUUCCUUGUACUGUUUGUGUACGCUGAGGCGUCGGAUCAGACAGAUGAUUUCCGUAUGUGUUAUUCAGAUCUGAAGGUUUUAAACCAAAAAUGAUAUAUAUUACUGAGCUCAUCGAGGGCACCA
Messenger RNA from Eucalyptus grandis, 1057 nucleotides. Its product is annotated as zinc transporter zipt-7.2-like. NCBI's taxonomy places the organism in Eukaryota, Viridiplantae, Streptophyta, Magnoliopsida, Myrtales, Myrtaceae. The coding region runs from base 239 to 775 and encodes 178 amino acids. The record is from RefSeq and is a predicted model, not a curated record. The transcript is spliced from 2 exons.